AUGUCGAAAAGGUCAGGGCUGCGACGAAAGUCCGGUGGCAAAGACUAUCGCAGGUCUACGCAGAUCGCACAACAGCCACCACAGCCCACCGUUACGUUCGAAACAAUCACAGACUUGGCAACUCCCGCCGCCCAUGUUUCGGCCUUUUGCCAAGCGGUUCUUGCAAAACUUAUACCCGAUGACUUCUGGGGGUCGGGCUCUUCUCGGAGGUCUAAUAAGCAGCUGGUCAUGACGAAGGUGCACCAUUUUGUCAAGCUUCGCAGGUUCGAGUCGCUAUCGCUUGGUGAAGUUGCAAAUGGUCUCAAGGUGACAGACAUCGGUUGGUUAGCACCGCCAGGCUUACUAUCCCAGAAGACCAGCCUAACCGACAAGAACAAGCGCCUCGAGAUUUUGAACGAAUUCCUCUACUAUGUUUUUGAUUCCCUUUUGAUACCCCUCCUGCGUAGUAAUUUUUACGUCACCGAGUCCAGUGUUCAUCGGUACAAAUUGUUCUACUUUCGUCACGACAUCUGGCGUUACGUGGCAGAGCCAGCCAUGGCGGAGCUCAAAGUCACCAUGUUUGAGGAGGUUAAGCUGGAUCAUGCACGGAGGAUAUUGGAGAACAGGAGACUUGGGUUCAGCCAAGUCAGGCUGCUGCCCAAACAAAUCUCCAUGCGCCCCAUCACCAAUCUCCGAAGAAGGGCCGCGCCGAUAGGCAACAAAAAGAUGCUGGGAUUGAGCAUCAACUCAAUUCUUGGGCCGGUGUACUCGGCCUUGAAAUUGGAAAAGGAACUCGACCCAUCCAAGCUGGGCGCCUCACUGUUCUCUGUUCCGGAUAUCUACCGGCGGUUGAAUGCGUUUAAAAACAGUCUGGGAGACACCCCAGGCAAGCUCUACUUUGUCAAGUUGGAUGUCAAGGCUGCUUUUGACACCAUUCCACAGGAUGCCGUCCUCAAGUUGAUGCAGGACGUGACAACCCAGGACAGGUAUAAGCUGUUGAAGCACGUUGAGAUCAAAGCAGGUCAUGUGGGCGGAGUCCACAAGCCCACACGGCGGUGGCAAGCGGUUGCCAUACGCGAGCACGAUAAGACCCCGUUCCUUGAUCGUGUCGAGAGCCAGCUGGCGCCGACCAAGCGGCAUACAAUCUUCGUCGACAACGUCAUGCAGCGAUCAGAGGAUCGACGAAAGCUCUUGUCUUUGAUGACGACGCAUAUAGAGCAAAACCUUGUCAAGCUCGGAAAGAAGUACUACCGACAAAAGAACGGCAUUCCUCAAGGGUCGGUACUUUCCUCUACGCUCUGCAACUACUUUUACGCCGAUCUCGAGCUACAACACUUGUCGUUUCUGAACGGUCAAGACUGUAUGCUGUCCAGGCUGAUUGAUGAUUUCCUUCUCGUUACCACGGAUGUGCGCAAGGCGCGAAGGUUCGUCAAGGUGAUGCACAUGGGCUUCCCUGAUUACGGGGUUUCUGUCAGCCCAGCUAAGACGUUGGUGAACUUUGAGAUGGAGAUUGACGGCGCCUCGGUGGCGAGUUUACCCAAUGGGGAGAAGUUCCCAUACUGUGGUACACUCAUUGACUGUAGGACGCUAGCCAUUGGGAAGGACCGUGCCCAUAUCAAGGAUACAGUGACCUCCAACGGCCUAACAGUCGAGUUCGGAUAUCAAACUGGGCACAACUUCAUGAGAAAGACACUGAAUGCUUUCAAAAUCCAAUCCCACAUCAUGUUCUAUGACACGGGGCACAACUCCCCGCAAACCGUCUAUUCCAACCUUUUUGAUUCCUUUACCGAGACUGCCACGAAGAUGCUGGCGUACGCCAAAUGCCUUGGGCCAAGUCAACACCCCGCGCCUCGGAUGGUCAUCCGCACAAUUUCGAAAGUGAUUGAUGUUGCGUGUGAGUUGAGCAAGCACCAGGUAACGUGGCUAGCACUUCAUGCGGUCAGGAAGGCCGUGGCGCGAAAGCAGUCAGCAUAUCGAGAUGUCCUUGAAUGGAUAGCUCGGGAGAUCAGGAAAUUACACUUCAAGAAGGAGAUUCGGGAUGUCGGAAUCCUCAAGAGAUUCGAGGAUGUAGCUCCAUGA
This is a messenger RNA of Verticillium nonalfalfae, 2058 nucleotides long. RefSeq lists its product as uncharacterized. The transcript has 7 exons. Bases 1 to 2058 code for a protein of 685 amino acids. The record is from RefSeq and is a predicted model, not a curated record. Gene Ontology annotation, cellular component: telomerase catalytic core complex. Gene Ontology annotation, biological process: telomere maintenance via telomerase. Gene Ontology annotation, molecular function: telomerase RNA binding; telomeric repeat DNA binding. Lineage: Eukaryota; Fungi; Ascomycota; Sordariomycetes; Glomerellales; Plectosphaerellaceae.